AUGCUGUCGUACUUCUUUUUCAUCAAGACUGCAGCUGGAAACAAGAACGGUAUCAUGCAAGCAAAGAUGUUCCCACACCGCGACUCGAACCCGGGCCUGCUGGGUGAGAGCCAGCUAUCCUAA
Molecule: messenger RNA, 123 nt
Organism: Peronospora matthiolae
Lineage: Eukaryota; Oomycota; Peronosporomycetes; Peronosporales; Peronosporaceae
Source: the annotation of a GenBank genome assembly